Gloeophyllum trabeum ATCC 11539 is the source of this 567-nucleotide messenger RNA. RefSeq lists its product as uncharacterized. Gene Ontology annotation, molecular function: RNA binding. NCBI's taxonomy places the organism in Eukaryota, Fungi, Basidiomycota, Agaricomycetes, Gloeophyllales, Gloeophyllaceae. The record is from RefSeq and is a predicted model, not a curated record. The transcript has 2 exons. Gene Ontology annotation, biological process: exon-exon junction complex disassembly. The coding region runs from base 1 to 567 and encodes 188 amino acids. Gene Ontology annotation, cellular component: cytoplasm; exon-exon junction complex.
AUGUCGAGGACGACGCUCCCUCCCGUUAAUCCCGAGAAAUCGCUGGCGGGCAUAACCGUCGACCCAAAGACGCUCGAGCGGGUCAUCCCUGAAUCACGCAGGCCAGAUGGCUCAGUGCGCAAGCAGCUCAAAGUGCGACCGGGGUUCACGCCACAGGAGGACGUGAAGCGUUUCCGGAGCACGAAACAGGCCCAGAUAGAGGCUAACCAGCUCCCGAAGGGCCACAUCGUCGGCUGGGUGCCCCCGCCUAACGCAGCGAAGCCCAAGCCUGCGGGGGAGGGCUCAAAGGCUGCUGUGAGUAAGACUGCGGCGAAGAAUGCGAAGAGGAAGGAGAAGAAGAAGGCGCAGAAGGAGCAAGAGCAUUUGGAGAAGAUCAGGGAUAAUUGGGAGAGCAGCGAGGAUGAGGCGCCUGAAGCGAGCAAGAGCACAGAUGGGGCGAGAGGCAAGGAGCCAGAGGCUGGGGCGCAUACAGGGGACAAGCCAGAGUCUGCUGCGGCCCCUGCUGCAGGCACGUCGGACGCAGACGGGUUGUCUGAGAAACUUGAGAAGCUCAAUGUCAAAUCAUGA